This is a messenger RNA of Lampris incognitus (smalleye Pacific opah), 3777 nucleotides long. It is a transcript of the gene pcdh7b, whose product is annotated as protocadherin 7b. Gene Ontology annotation, biological process: homophilic cell-cell adhesion. Gene Ontology annotation, cellular component: plasma membrane. Gene Ontology annotation, molecular function: calcium ion binding. NCBI's taxonomy places the organism in Eukaryota, Metazoa, Chordata, Actinopteri, Lampriformes, Lampridae. The record is from RefSeq and is a predicted model, not a curated record.
AUGAGGACUACUGGCGCAGUGGACUACUUGUGCUACUGUAUGCUCAUCCUGCAGCUCGUUAAUCAACCCGCGGCCAAACAGGUGCUCCGGUACCGGCUGGCGGAGGAGGGACCCGCCGAUGUCCGGAUAGGGAACGUGGCCGCCGACCUGGGCAUCGUCGCCGGGUCCGGCGAGGUGACAUUCACGCUGGAGUCCGGCUCCGAUUUCUUCAAGAUAGACAACAUCACCGGCGAGCUCACCACCAACGAGAGGCGGAUCGACCGCGAGAAGCUGCAGCAGUGCCAGAUGAUAUUCGACGAGAACGAGUGCUUCAUAGAUUUCGAGGUGUCCGUCAUCGGCCCGGCGCAGAGCUGGGUCGACCUCUUCGAGGGGAAAGUCAUCAUACUGGACAUCAAUGACAACACCCCGUCUUUCCCCUCCCCCGUCCUCACCCUCUCCGUGGAGGAAAACAGACCCAUCGGCACCCUGUAUCUUCUGCCCACGGCCACCGACAGAGAUUUCGGCAGGAACGGGAUAGAGAGGUACGAGCUCAUCCAGGACGGCGGGGAGAACUCGAGACGGCUGGGGUCCUCCGGGGGUCGCGACAACGGGGACUCUUACUCGGGCAAGAGGAGGUUCGACGACGGGGCGAGCAGGAGCAGCGUGUUUGAGCUGCAGGUCGCCGACACCACGGACGGGGAGAAACAGCCGCAGCUCAUCAUUAAAGGGGCUCUGGACAGGGAGCAGAGGGACUCCUACGAGCUCACGCUGCGCGUCAGGGACGGAGGCGACCCUCCUCGCUCCUCCCAGGCCAUUCUGAGGGUGAUGAUCACCGACGUGAACGACAACAGCCCCCGCUUUGAGAAGAGCGUGUAUGAGGCCGACCUGCCGGAGAACAGCUCCCCGGGAGCCCCCAUCCUGCAGCUCAAAGCAGCCGACGCCGACGUCGGGGUCAACGGUCAAAUAGAGUACGUGUUCGGGGCAGCCACGGAGUCGGUGAGGAGGUUGCUGAGGUUGGAUGAGAGCACGGGGUGGCUGAGCGUCUUGCAUCGCAUUGAUCGCGAGGAGGUGAGCCAGCUGAGGUUCACGGUAAUGGCCCGCGACCGGGGCCAGCCGCCCAAAAUGGACAAGGCCAUCGUUGUACUGAACAUCAAGGAUGAGAACGACAACGUUCCCGCCAUUGAAAUCCGUAAAAUAGGACGCAUUUUCCUGAAAGACGGCAUAGCCAACGUGGCAGAAGAUGUGGUUGUGGACACGCCUAUCGCCUUAGUCCAGGUGUCAGACCGGGACCAGGGGGAGAACGGCAUCGUGACCUGCACGGUGGUGGGAGACGUGCCGUUUCAGCUCAAGCCAGCCAGUGAAAUGGAGGGCGAGCAGAACAAAAAGAAGUACUUCCUCCACACCUCCGCGCCGCUGGACUACGAGGCCACACAGGAAUACAACGUGGUGAUUGUGGCUGUGGACUCUGGAAGCCCCAGUUUGGCUAGUAACAACUCUCUGAUCGUCAAAGUCGGCGACACCAACGACAACCCUCCUAUCUUCAGCCAGAGCGUAGUAGAGGUGUCUUUCCCAGAAAGCAAUGCCCCCGGUGAGAGGGUGACAACUGUGGUGGCCAUUGAUGCUGAUAGCGGGAAGAAUGCUGAAGUAGCCUACUCCCUGGACUCGUCGGUAAAUGGGAUUUUCUCUAUCGAUGCGGACAGUGGGGACAUCAGAGUAAACGCAGUUCUGGAUAGAGAGCAAACGGAGCGCUAUGAAUUCAAAGUGAUGGCCAAAGAUAAGGGCAUGCCAAUCCUGCAAGGCUCCGCCACUGUGGUCGUCCUCGUUGCUGAUAAGAACGACAACGAACCGAAGUUCAUGCAGGACGUGUUUACUUUUUAUGUCAAAGAAAACCUUGAACCCAACAGCCCCGUUGGCAUGAUAACAGUCAUUGACGCGGACAAAGGCCAAAAUGCAGAGAUGAGUCUUUUCAUCGAGGAAGAGGAGGACAUCUUCUCCAUUGAAAAUGACACGGGAACCAUUUUCUCCACCCUGUCCUUUGACCGCGAACAGAAAACCACCUACACAUUCCGCGUCAAGGCUGUGGACGGGGGCGACCCGCCCAAGUCGGCCACCGCCACAGUCUCACUCUCGGUCAUGGAUGAAAACGACAAUGCACCCACAGUCACCUUCCCCAUAAACAGCUCCUACACCCUCCUUCCUCCAUCCAGUAACAUCAGGACUGUAGUCAGAACUGUCAUAGCCACAGACACUGACACAGGAGUCAACGCAGAACUCAACUACAGCAUCAUCGGCGGCAACCCCUUCAAGUUGUUUGAAAUAGACGGGGGUGGGGGGGUCAUCUCGCUGGUGGGGAAGCUGGAACAGAAGCACUACGGCCUCCACCGACUGGUCAUCCAGGUGAACGACAGUGGGCAGCCCUCCCAGAGCACCACCACGCUGGUUCACGUGUACGUCAACGAGACACUCUCCAACUCCACCGUCGUGGAGUCUCUGGUGGCCAAGAGCCUUAGCACCUCCCUUAACACCAACAUCGCCGGUGACCCCAACUACGACCUGAGCAAGCAGCGGCUAAGCAUCGUCAUCGGGGUCGUGUCGGGCAUCAUGACGGUCAUCCUCAUCAUCCUGGUUGUCGUCAUGGCCCGUUACUGCCGCCCCAAGAACAAGAACGGCUACGAGGCCGGCAAGAAGGACCACGAAGACUUCUUCACCCCACAGCAGCACGACAAGUCCAAGAAGCCCAAGAAAGACAAGAGGAAACAGAAAUCCAAACAGCCACUCUACAGCAGCAUUGUGACUGUCGAGGCCUCCAAGCCCAACGGCCAGCGCUACGACGGCGUUAACGAGAAGCUGUCAGACAGUCCGGGGAUGGGCCGUUACCGUUCGGUCAACGGUGGGCCCGGGAGCCCGGAUUUGGCCCGGCACUACAAGUCCAGCUCGCCGCUCCCCACGGUCCAGCUUCACCCGCAGUCGCCCACGGCUGGGAAAAAGCACCAGGCGGUGCAGGAUCUGCCCCCUGCCAAUACCUUUGUUGGCACCGGAGAUAACAUUUCCCUCGGAUCUGACCACUGCUCUGAAUACAGCAGUCAGACUAUCAACAAGUACAACAAACAGCCGUUUCGCCGAGUGACCUUCUCGGUGGUGAGCCAGCCCCAGGACCCUCACCAGCAGGGAUCGCUGCAGAGCUGCUACGACAGCGGCCUGGACGAGUCGGAGACGCCCAGCAGCAAGAGUUCGUCGGGCCCCCGGCUGGGAGCCCUGCCCCUGCCCGAGGACAGCUACGAGAGGACGACGCCGGAUGGCAGUGUCGGUGAGGCAGAGCACAUGGAAAAUGACUCCCGGCCUUUGCCUGACGUAGCCAUGACCGGCAAGUGCACCCGGGAAUGCGACGAGUAUGGCCACUCGGACUCCUGCUGGAUGCCCGUGCGCACGUCGCCCGAGCGGCGGCCAUCCAAGUCAACCACCACACCUCAACAACCAAAGCUUUCCACCUUCAUGAGCGGCAGCGGCAGCAGCAGCAGCAGCGCCGAGCAGCCCAGCAGCCAGGAGACCCUCGCCAUGGCCAACGGAGACCCCACCACCGCCCACAUGAUGGGCGACCGCAACCGCAACCUGCUCAGCAAGAAGAUGGCCUCAUCCUCCUCCUCAUACGAGGCCUUCGGCUCGCCCAGCUACGGUUCGCCCGGCAGCAGGGGGGAGGAGGUGCUGGGUCACCCCACUGAGGAGAUCCCCCUGGCCCCCACCGGGGAGUACAAGCCCACCUCCUGCGGUACACUGACGCGGCGGGAGGUGUACCUGUGA